This is a messenger RNA of Perca fluviatilis (European perch), 1054 nucleotides long. RefSeq names its product general transcription factor IIF subunit 2-like. Lineage: Eukaryota; Metazoa; Chordata; Actinopteri; Perciformes; Percidae. The record is from RefSeq and is a predicted model, not a curated record. Bases 119 to 880 code for a protein of 253 amino acids. The transcript has 8 exons. Gene Ontology annotation, biological process: transcription by RNA polymerase II; transcription initiation at RNA polymerase II promoter. Gene Ontology annotation, cellular component: transcription factor TFIIF complex.
AGUUAUUCUAAUUAAAUGGGCACCUGACUUAAUUGAGGCGUUAACGCGUAUCCUGCUAACGUUAGUUCUUGUUUACCGUAUACGUAAAGUGUUUUCAGACUCGGACAAUAUUUAAACUAUGUCCGACAAAACGGAGGUGAAUUUAACUGGAGUCAAACAAAGUAAAGGCCUGUGGCUUGUCAAGGUCCCCAAGUAUUUAUCUCUGCAAUGGGACAAGGCCACAGAAAAGGGAGACGUUGGAAAGAUUACCAUUGGAAAGAAGCAAGGCAAAACGGAGGUACGUUUCAGCCUGAAUGAGGAGCUGACGGCCGUCGGAGCUGUGGGGGAGCAGGAUGCAUCACUGCAGGUCCCAAGGGAUCAUCCCUUCACAAUGCACACAGUGGGUGGACAGACCAUGGCUGUCUUCAGCCAGAGCAACGCAGAUGAAAUCAGUCUGGAGGGGAUGGUCGUGCACAGAGCUGAAUGCAGACCGGUCGUCAAUGACAACUACAUGAAGCUGAAGAAGCUGCAGAUUAAAGCAUCCACCAAGCCUCAGCGUUUGUCACAGCAGCUGGAGAGAGCCAUCACUACCGUCUUCAAGCCUGUGGCCAAUCACGAUUUCAAUGUGGAGCACGAGAAGAAGAAGAAGUCGGAGGGGAAGAUGGUGAGGGCCGAGUGGCAGGUCGUGUUGGACAUGCUCUUCUCUGCCUUUGAGAAGCACCAGUAUUACAACAUCAAGGACUUGGUGGACAUCACCAAACAACCUGUGACCUACCUGAAAGAAAUUAUGAGGGAAAUCGGGACGUACAACAGCAAGGGGGCUCACAAAAGCACCUGGGAGUUGAAGCCAGAGUACCGACAUUACCAGUCCGCUGAGGAAGAGGAGAUGCAGACGGCCUAGUGCCUGUUCACAUUUGUUUUGACUGACUUCAUGAAUAUAGAUGUCAAAAAGGAAAUACUGUUGGUUAUGCAUGUUUGAGUUUGUAAUAUUUAAGUUAACAUUAUCAUUGUAGAAGUUUACUAUGCAUUAGCGAGCACAGCCCUUAAACAUGAAUAAACACAUUGUUCAUAGUGA